Oryza brachyantha (malo sina) is the source of this 1658-nucleotide messenger RNA. RefSeq lists its product as uncharacterized. NCBI's taxonomy places the organism in Eukaryota, Viridiplantae, Streptophyta, Magnoliopsida, Poales, Poaceae. Bases 39 to 1154 code for a protein of 371 amino acids. The transcript is spliced from 8 exons. The record is from RefSeq and is a predicted model, not a curated record.
UUCAGGCCCAUCUACUGAAAAAAGGAAAAGAAAAACUAAUGCUACGCCGCCGCCUCCUCCUCAGCAGUGGCGUCACCUCGCCGGCGGCGCCCGAGCUCCGGCGAGCCUUCCGCUCGGAGGCCUCCCUCGAGGCCAUCCGCUCGCACACACAGCCCUCCAAGGACACCGCCGACUCCGAUGGCCCCGCCGCGCACCUCGCGCUCUACAACUACCCCACCUUCGCCGGCGCAUACGCCGCGCUCGCCGCCCACCUCUUCCACCGCCGCCUCCACCGACGACUCCUCGUUCUCCCCUUCUCCUCCGUUCAUCCCUUCAGAGCUGAAGAUUUUGAGUCUGCGGGGUUCCAGACGUGCUACCUGUUGGAUUUCAUCGGGCCAAACAACUUCGCUUUGGAGCUCUCUCGGUUCAUCCCCAGUGUAAUUGCAUUUGAUCACCGGCAAAGUACACUAGCCAGAAUCCCCCGUUUGGGGCAUUGCCCAAGUAAUCUUGAGCUUAACAUUGACACAACAAGGAGCAGUGCUCAAGCUACAUUUGGUUAUUUCUCAAAGAAACUUGCCGGGACAAAAUCUGAUUCUUAUAUUUGUGAGAACCUGUUGGAACAAGAAGAUGAGGAACGGGUUUUUAAUAUUCUCAAAUACAUAGAAGAUGCUGACCUACGCCAGUGGAAGCUGCCAAAUGCUAAGGAAUUUCAGACAGCACUCAGGGAUGAGCGUGCCAAACUGAACUGUAUCACAAAUCCUCUAGUUUUUGAACAGCUGCUGCAACUUGAUGUUUGCAAUCUGCUUUCUAGGAGUAAGUUGCUUGCUCAUGAUCGCCUCGAGGCUGCAGUGAAGCUAAUACACAAGCCUUUCAAGAUUCAGCUUGGAAGAGGAUCGUACGGUGAAUGCCUUGCAAUCAGAGCAGAUGGGAAUUCAAAGUUGAGCCAUGAAAUCAGCUUGGAGUUGAGUCAGAGGAGUGCUGCUGCUGGACUAAGACCUAUCGGAGCAGUGGUCUUCAUGCAACGUGGUCUCCUGAAGGUCUGCUUGAGGACAAUGGACAAUACCAUUAAUACAGCAGAGAUUGCUAAAGCACAUGGUGGUGGUGGACGACAUAGCUCAAGUUCGUUUGUGCUAAGAAUGGAUGAAUUCAACGCUUGGACCUCUGUCAACUCAUAAUUGAUCUGGAGGCUGGAAAUGAGUUCUUAACAAUUCAUGCAGAAUUAGAGAUAAAAGCAUUAGGCUAGAUGCAAGUUUCCUUAGCUGCGAUGAAGAGGCAAAAAGGAGAUGUUGGAGUAUUCCAGGAAAAUACUACUUGAGCUUUUGAAUCUGCUCGUGGAUGUUUGGUUUGCCGCCAUUUUGAACCUUUGGUAAUAUAUUGGCAUCAAACCAAGCACCAAUUUUAUCCAUGUUUUGGUAAACCAAAAGGUUAAAAUGUUCGUUUAACAACAAACCAGCAUAGAGGAGGAAAGAUGUGCAACUUCAUUGGUAAUCCCUGCAACACAACGCAACCAAUGUUCCUUUCAAUUUACCUCCAUGUAAUGUCUGCAUUCUCUGAUGUUUUCAGCAUUGUACAUCGUGCAGAAUUGUACUGGUGACUAGUUUGUGACCGGGUACCAGUUUUGGCUGAUUUCUAGCCGAUCAUUGCAUCCCAGAUUAAAUAGAAAGAUACCUAGAUACCAU